Raphanus sativus (radish) is the source of this 620-nucleotide messenger RNA. RefSeq lists its product as uncharacterized. The record is from RefSeq and is a predicted model, not a curated record. NCBI's taxonomy places the organism in Eukaryota, Viridiplantae, Streptophyta, Magnoliopsida, Brassicales, Brassicaceae. Gene Ontology annotation, molecular function: nucleotidyltransferase activity; RNA binding. The transcript is spliced from 6 exons. Gene Ontology annotation, biological process: RNA processing. The annotation marks the transcript as partial.
AUGGCGAUUUCCAGUGUGGGUUUCGCUUGCAGAUCCUAUUUGCCUGUUCGUAAUCGUACCCUCCAGCAUCACUGCUUAAGAAAGAUUGGCUUCAACACUAUUACUACUGCUGCUGCUGCUGCAAAUGAUACAGUGGACGAGCCAGAUGGUUUCGCCAAGGUCGGUGAUCGUCAAGACAAAGUUGCUGAUGGAACAAGGGAUUGUGAGUGGAAGCAGGUGAACUCGAAAGACCUUGGUAUAACCAGUUCAAUGAUUGAUAAGCCUACAAGACAAGUGCUUAACGGCCUUAGGAGAAAAGGGCAUGAUGUUUACCUUGUGGGAGGCUGUGUAAGAGAUCUUAUUCUGAAGCGGACACCAAGAGACUUCGAUAUACUCACUUCUGCUGAACUUAGAGAGGUGGUUCGGACUUUUUCAAGAUGUGAAAUUGUUGGAAGAAGGUUUCCUAUAUGUCACGUACACGUUGGUGAUGAUAUAGUUGAGGUUUCUAGUUUUAGUACCUCCGCACAGAAUUCUUCGAGAAACAUGAGAAGAAGUGAGCUCAGAGAAUCAAGUGUCUCAGAUGGUGACGAGGAUUGUAUCCGUUUAAACAACUGUCUGCAGCGUGAUUUCACUAUUAAUGG